Molecule: messenger RNA, 386 nt
Organism: Racocetra fulgida
Lineage: Eukaryota; Fungi; Glomeromycota; Glomeromycetes; Diversisporales; Gigasporaceae
Source: the annotation of a GenBank genome assembly
AUGCAAUAUCCUCCUGUUGAUCAAUUUCAAAAUCGUGCUGCUUUAAUUAAGCAUGUACGAAGUUUUGGUGCUUCACAUGGUUACGGCAUCUCUAUCACAAGAUCAAAGCCAAAUAAAGUAUACCUAGGUUGUGAUAGAAGUAGAAGUUAUAGAAACUGCUUAGAUCUUACAGAUGAAACACGUAAAAGACAAACAGGUUCUAGACUAAUAGGCUGUCCUUUCUCACUUCAUGGAACUAAAGAAAAAAAUAAUAUAUGGACUUUAUCUAUUCAAGAUUCAACUCAUAAUCAUGUACUAUCAAAAAAUACAUCUUCUCACCCAUCCUUAAGAAGACUAGAUGAACCAGCACAAAAUCAAUUAAAUGAAAUGACAAAAGCUGGAGUUAG